Molecule: messenger RNA, 523 nt
Organism: Folsomia candida
Lineage: Eukaryota; Metazoa; Arthropoda; Collembola; Entomobryomorpha; Isotomidae
Product: U1 small nuclear ribonucleoprotein C
Exons: 2
Coding region: 153-470 (105 amino acids)
Source: RefSeq, a predicted model, not a curated record
UACUACUUCCAGACCAUUGUUCUUCCAAAAAAGACGUGGUUAACUUUUCACACAUUUUCAUUGUAAAAUCCAAGCUUGAGCAAGUAGGUAUAAAUUUCCGAAAAUCUCUAUAACAAUACAAAUUUCCGGACAUUUCUUAGGAAAUUUCAAAUAUGAGACCAUCUUCCAUUUCCGGGGUUGUGAUUCUGCUCACUUUUGCAGUAAUUUUGUCCCCUUGCUUUGUACAGGGUGUUCCGCAAAUUCCGGGAGUUCCCCUUCCGAUUCCAGCAGUGCCAGGAAUGCCACCAAUGCCAACAGAUCCAAAUGCUGCUAUGAAAACGGGCGCGAAUCUUGCAAAUACUGGGAAGAAUAUGAUUCCUGGAGGAGCGACUAUUCCGAACAUGUCAUCAUCAGCCCCAAUCCCAAUCCCGGGAGUUCCUAAGAACCCCUAUCCCAAUCCCGGGAGGCCGCUGAUAAAGAGAGUAGGAUAAAAAAAGCAGAAAGUGGAAGAUUUAGUCGUUAGAAUUUUAUUGGCUUAAUUAGA